AUGGUAGUUAGAUCUUCGACAGGAAGCUCAAGCGCUCAAAAGAUAUUUGAUGCGCUUAAUAGAAGUGAGUCUUCAUACAGCAUUAUUGGAGACUAUUUGAAUGCGCUGAGACUGUAUCCGAUAAAUAUGAAUGAGCCUAUUGACUACAUGCUGCCGAGUAUUUUUUGCUCGUUGAUUACAUCUGUAAAGACGAGUGUGUUUAUGUGGAUUAUCAUGAUGGCCAUGAAGUCGUCUCCUGGAGGCUCUGGAUCGAUAGCCUUUGAGGUUGGCAUAUGGACGUUUAUGAUACUGAUGGGUUUUUGCUUUGUUGCAGGAUUUGUGUAUAAGAAGGCGUUGGGGAGGAUGAUGGACGAUGCAUCAUAUGCAGGCUAUGUUUAUGUAGUUGGGCUUUCUGUGAUUCAUCUUCCGUAUGCACUGGUUGUAUUUACGCUUGUGAAGCAGACAAGCAUACUGAGGUUUAUUUGUCUAAUCAUUUUGGCAUCGAUAUCGCAGUUUUCACUAAAGACAUCAAUGCUGAAGAAUCAUCAUUUUGGAAACAGUAGAGAUAGCUUUAUAUUUGAUAUUCUGAUGUAUGCGCUGCAGAUUGGAUUUGUAUUUACGGCUGUAAGUAUGCUGAGCUCACUUGCUGGAGAAUAA
Ordospora pajunii is the source of this 636-nucleotide messenger RNA. RefSeq lists its product as uncharacterized. Lineage: Eukaryota; Fungi; Microsporidia; Ordosporidae. The coding region runs from base 1 to 636 and encodes 211 amino acids. The transcript has a single exon. The record is from RefSeq and is a predicted model, not a curated record.